Coniosporium apollinis CBS 100218 is the source of this 531-nucleotide messenger RNA. RefSeq lists its product as uncharacterized. NCBI's taxonomy places the organism in Eukaryota, Fungi, Ascomycota, Dothideomycetes. Bases 1 to 531 code for a protein of 176 amino acids. The record is from RefSeq and is a predicted model, not a curated record. The transcript has 4 exons.
AUGGCUGAUGGACUAAACGACGCCCGCGCCAUGCGCGUUGCAGAGAUCGUGACCGACUUCCGAAACCUCCAACACUACAUCGCGCAAAUACGAACAUCGCCUACGGCAGAGGAGUACUACCUCGAAGGGUACGCCUUGGUCCGACAAUGCGUCGCAGAAGGAAGGUCGAUUCUCGCAGGUCCUUUCUCAGCCUCGUCAGUACCGCCGAGUGGGAACCCCGAGGCAGAGAAGGCUCAACUGAGGUCUGUCAUUCUGGACGCCAGUGUCCGUCGGUUCAAAAGCCAGAGGACGUACCUUCGAGCCACCGCUGCGAUGCGCUGGAUCAACGCUCGCAAUGCUGUACUGAGAGGUCCGAGAUCGCAUGGGCGCCAGGCGCAGCUACAAGCAGUCGAUCAGUCUUUGCGCGUGGAACUGGCUUCCAUUACUGACGAGCGCGUUGAGUAUUCCCUGCGGGUCCAGGAUGCUGCUCAGGGCAAAUGGCUCGCCGAAGACCCGUCGCUGGCGACGAUCCAACAGAUGAUUCGACGAUGA